Saccharomyces kudriavzevii IFO 1802 is the source of this 450-nucleotide messenger RNA. RefSeq names its product Mlc1p (gene MLC1). The transcript has a single exon. The coding region runs from base 1 to 450 and encodes 149 amino acids. Gene Ontology annotation, biological process: mitotic actomyosin contractile ring assembly. The record is from RefSeq and is a predicted model, not a curated record. Gene Ontology annotation, molecular function: calcium ion binding. Gene Ontology annotation, cellular component: myosin II complex. Lineage: Eukaryota; Fungi; Ascomycota; Saccharomycetes; Saccharomycetales; Saccharomycetaceae.
AUGUCAGCUACCAGAGCCAACAAGGACAUCUUCACACUAUUUGACAAGAAAGGUCAAGGCUCCAUUGCCAAGGAUUUAUUGGGAGACUACUUGAGGGCCAUUGGCUACAAUCCCACCAACCAGCUGGUACAAGACAUCCUGAACGCGGACUCGAGCUUGAGAGACGCCUCCAGCUUGACAUUGGACCAGAUCACAAGUCUGAUUGAGGUCAACGAAAAGGAAUUGGACGCCACUACGAGGGCAAAGACAGAGGACUUCAUCAAGGCGUUCCAGGUCUUCGACAAGGAAAGCACAGGAAAGGUCUCUGUGGGCGACUUGAGGUACAUGCUGACCGGCCUGGGCGAAAAGCUGACUGACGCUGAGGUGGACGAACUAUUGAAGGGCGUCGAAGUCGACAGCGACGGGGAAAUUGACUACAAGAAGUUCAUUGAGGAUGUUUUGAGACAAUGA